AAUAAUAAUAGUGUUAUAGUUCCCUCAUCAUCAUCAUCAUCAUCAGUCAUCACCAUCACAGGUUAGAGAUGAUGAAAAGCUGAAACAUAAGCCCAAAAAAAAAGCUAAGGUAGAAGAUCCACCUCGAACCUCUCUCCACCUUUCUCCUCUCAUCAAUCUCCUGAUUCCUCCUUCUUCUCGAUCGAAUCGAGCUUAUUGCAUUUGGGUAUUGGCCGUUUCAGCUGAAGACUCGUUCAUUUCUUGCGCGGUUCUGGGUUCAAUUCGGAUCGAAUCUCCUCGGAAAUUCUCUGGGAUUUGUUUUUUCUUUUUUCGGGUAGACUGUGAUUGUCGGGUGAUCUCUAUCGUCGUUUAUCUCAUUGGGUUUCUGAUCGGCAGGUGAACUUCCGAGUCUUUCGCUUAUCGGGUUUUGUCUGAAGAUGAGGGAGGAAGAGUCCAACUGGUUCGCCAGAUGGGAAGAAGAGCUUCCGUCCCCAGAGGAUCUCAUCCCUUUGUCCCAAUCUCUAAUCUCUCCCGAUCUCGCCCUCGCCUUCGAUAUCCGGAGCCCUAACCAUGGAAUCUGCCAUUCCGGUCACACCCACCACCAGACCACAGCGCACCAGCCUCCGCCGCCGUCUUCCCAAGCCAACUCCUCCGCCGAUUUCGCCGCUGACUCGGCGGAUCUGGGCUCAGGAGCCGCCGGGGACGAGUCAGCUCGGACGUUGAAGCGGCCUCGACUCGUCUGGACACCCCAGCUGCACAAGCGGUUCGUCGACGCAGUCGCUCAUCUAGGAAUCAAGAACGCGGUCCCGAAGACCAUCAUGCAGCUGAUGAGCGUCGACGGUCUGACCAGAGAGAACGUCGCCAGCCAUUUGCAGAAGUACCGUUUGUACCUCAAGAGAAUGCAGGGCUUAUCCUCCGGCGGCGGAAACGGCGGAGUUUCCGGUUCUGAUCCGGCGACCGACCGUCUGUUCGCAAGCUCACCGGUACCUGCCCAUUUCUUGCAUCCGACAAGGGCGGCGAGUUCGGAGCAUUUCACACCGUCUUUUGUCCCACUGGCGACAUUACAGCAGCAGCAGAUGACCGCCGGGAGCCACCACCUGCAGCCCCCGCAGUUCCACCACCGGCAAAUGGGCCAUUUCGAGAACUCGUUCUUGGCAAGGCAGACACAGCAACAGGCUCAGAGAAUGGCUGCGCCAUUGCAAUUGCACAGUCCAGUGGGGGGUAAUAGCUAUGCAGAAGAUUUGGAAUCUGCAAAUGCAGGAGGAGGGAGGACGGUGUUGACUCUAUUCCCAACUCGAGACGAUUGAAUGUUUGGUGAAAAUUUUGUUAAAGAACACUUCACUCAAAUCGGUUCUCUGUCUUUGAACUGGAAAUGGCUCUCCUCGGCCAGUUUGUAUAAAAAAAACGAGUUCACCACGUAUAUUCCGCAUGGAAGGAAGGGACACUUACUAGAUGUGCUGUAACUUUAUUACCUGAUCAUGUUCCUCAGUUUCAGUUUGGUUUUUUUCCAGAUCA
Molecule: messenger RNA, 1494 nt
Organism: Tarenaya hassleriana
Lineage: Eukaryota; Viridiplantae; Streptophyta; Magnoliopsida; Brassicales; Cleomaceae
Product: transcription factor PCL1-like
Exons: 2
Coding region: 417-1286 (289 amino acids)
Biological process (GO): regulation of DNA-templated transcription
Cellular component (GO): nucleus
Molecular function (GO): DNA binding; DNA-binding transcription factor activity
Source: RefSeq, a predicted model, not a curated record